AAAUCAUUUUUAGAUUUUUGAAAUCACAAAAUUCAAACAACCUGGUUAAAUCAAUCGAGCAUCACUUCUCGCAAGCCUGUUGGCACUUAAGUUGUACCACGAACGGAUGUGAGGAAAGGGUGCAUUGGAAAGACUCAACCCCUUUUUCUUUCUAUCCCUCUGUUUCUUUUUUUGUUCGCUUAAACAAUAGAGAGAGCGAGUCACAGACACUGAACCUGCUUUCAUGCCGUCAGUCUCGCGGACUCUGAGAUGGACGUGAGAUUCUAUCCGGCACCCCCUUCGAGCGUGGGUUCAUGUUCAUUACCAACCGAUUCGAGUUGCCUGAGCUCUUUGGACUAUUACCACUGCAACAAGAACAGAUACGGUGCAGGCGAGCGCGGAGUUAGGCUCUACAGCUCACUGCCAAUGUGUCCCACCCCCAACAGGAAAAGACUGGCCUCUGCUGGGUUUGAUGGUGACAACAUGUACAUGAAUGAGAAUAACCAGGAGUUUCUUUCACCGAAUCAGAGCUACUCCGGUCAGGGCGGGGGUAACAACGGUGGAGCGGGCGACGAGGACUACGAGAUCCCCCCCAUCACACCACCCAACCACCCCGACCCCUCCCUGCUGCACCUGAUGGACCCCGAUUCGGGCUACCUCUGCCACUCCCUGCCCCACAACGGCCUGAUCAACCCCUACUCGUAUCCGGAGCUGCCCGCCAUCAUGAUGUCCAACAUGCUGGCCCAGGACGGGCACCUGCUGUCUGGCCAAAUGCCCUCUAUCCAGGAGAUGGCUCUCCCAGACGGAUCGCGCUAUGACGGCGCCCGUCACGGCCCCCUGGUAAACAGGUCGCCUAGGAUACUGUCGCGUCACAUGAGCGCACUGUCCCAGCUCAGCUCCUUAGCCCACGGUUCUCCCUCACCUCCAGGAAGUAAAUCAGCCACGCCCUCCCCCUCCGGCUCCGCCCAGGAAGAGGAAACUGACUCCCACUCAAAGAUUGCCGGGGAGAAGCGGCCUUCGUCAGAGAUGAUGAAGAAGCCCAAACCCCAGAAGAAGAAGAAGAAGAAGGACCCCAACGAGCCGCAGAAGCCCGUGUCCGCCUAUGCGCUCUUCUUCAGGGACACCCAGGCCGCCAUCAAGGGCCAGAACCCCAACGCCACCUUCGGGGACGUCUCCAAGAUCGUGGCCUCCAUGUGGGACAGCCUGGGGGAGGAGCAAAAACAGGGUUACAAAAGGAAAACAGAGGCUGCCAAGAAGGAGUACCUGAAAGCCCUAGCUGCGUACAGAGCCAGCCUGGUUUCCAAGACCUACAGUGACCCAGUGGAGACAAAAAGUGCCCAAACAACCCAGCCUUCCCACAUGAUGCCACCCAAGCAGCCCCUGUACAGCGUGCCCCCCCAGCCAUCCUCCCCAUACCUGGGCCCCGGGUCCUUCCCCCUGUCCGACCUGCAGAGCUACGCCGGGCCCCCCCGCCACGCCCUCUCCCGGACCCUCAGCCAAUCGCAGAUGCUGCCCAGCAUUAGUGCCUCUCCCCCCUCCUCUUUCCAGAUCAGCCCCCCUCUGCACCAGCAGCUCUCCCUCCACCAGAGCACCUUUCUCAACCAACCAAUCCGCAUGCAGCAGGUCCAGACACAGCCAAUCGUCUCCCACCAGAUGGGCCUCCAGGCCUCUCUCCACUCACCUCCUCCUGGCCAGCAGGGGUUCCCCCAUCUCCAGUCAGAGUACCAGAACAGUGUGGGCCCCCAGUCCCCAGGGGGGGCACCGAACCCAGUGGGCGGACAGAACCCAGAGUGGGACAGCGAGUACUGCAGUCGGGAGUGUGGAGGCAGCCACUGCAGCAGCACCAUGAUAGCCAGGGACAAGCCACUCUACCUCACUUGAAGCUGGAUGACCUUGACAAGAUUAUACACCAGGGAGUCCCCCCAGCCCCCUCCCUCCCCCAACACCAACACCUACCACCAUCACCACCACCACCCAUAACUUCUAUUUUUGUCAAUGUAUUUUCAUUUGAUUUUUUUCAGUUAUUUUUAGAAGGAUUUCAUGCAAGUCCUGAAGACUACUAGUGAGCCUUUCAUUUUUGCCAAGCACUUAGAAUUUACAGGCCUUUCUUGGAGCCUGGAACAGCACUCAGCUAUCCUUUUAGAAAAAAAUAAAUAAAAUAUAUAUAUAAAUAAAUAUAUAUAUAUAAACAUGGGCCUGUAUUUUAGGGGUCAUUCAGCUUUAAUAUAUGAAGACAGAAAAAAUCUCUUCUUGAUUGCUUUUUGUUUCUUUUAUUAUUUUAUUUAUUUCUCGCUUGCUAUAUGCUUUGCCAUGGACGUUUCCUGUAGGGAAUGACUUUUGCUGGUAGAUUCAGCACAGGCCUUGAUGUUAGAUUGACUAGUGGGGUCUGUGAAAUUUAAGGACGGAACAGGGGAGGAAAAGAAAUAGAUUCAACAUUUUUGUAAUAUUAAAAGACCUGUUAAGGUUUACCAAUCUGUCACAGUGUGAUUGUAAAUAUCACUUUUAUGGGAACAAAUUGGGAAUCUCAAGUCCAGAUAUUUUUUUUUCCUCUUUUACUACAAGCUGUAAUUCCUUGAUUUGUAUUCAAAAUGUUAUUCUUCAGAUUUUUUUUUAUUUUGGUGUUUUGUGAAAUUGAGCAACUUGUGCAGGUGGGUUUUGGAGGAGGGUUUCUCACACUAAAUCUUGCAUUAAAACUGCGCUGGCCACGAGCGUUUCUCGUGUAAAGAGAAAGCUAAAGACUAUUAAAGAUUUAGUGUCCCGGGCCGUCAUUAAGGACCCCUGAAGAGAGAGGAUAACCUUGAUGGUCAGACUGCACCGCUGGACAAAAAAACAAAAAAACAAACAAAAAAACACAAUUGAAAAGUGAAGGCCUGCUCCUUGUUUGCUUUCUUUCAGUCCCCAUCACAACUUGUACAGGUGAAUUAAAAAAAAGAAAUUGCUAAAUGUGAAAUGUUACUACAGAUAAACAUAACAGUGGGUUUAUAGUUUUCCAGUAGUUUUUGCUAGAUGUUUUAGAAUUGUGUUGGAACUCAUCCUUAUAAUUUUUGUGGGAAAAAAAUAAUAAUGCAUUUCAUUUCUAAGACACAAUUUUAUAUUCACUGUAGCAUACUUUUAAGUUUUUAAGAAACAAAUAAGGAGGAAGAGUAUAAGUUGUGUAAAAACCUGCCAAAUGACAUGUAGUUUUUAUUUGUAAAGCCAGUGAUAAAAAACGUUUAACUGUUGUAUUGCAUUAUAAUUUUUUUCUGCAGUUUGCCCAUAUUUUAUUUAAUUUUAUUGACUAGUUUCCUAUCUAUUUAUGAGUGAUAUGGAAUAACAUUUUGGCAUAUUUUUACGAAGGUGCAUUAUUAUUUUUUUUAUUAUUAUUUUUGUUUGAUGAUGAUAAUGAUUAUUAUAAUUUUUACAUUUCUUGGAGCUGGUUCUUUCUGCUCCUGCCAGCGAAUUCAUUUUGUGUCACAACGCUUCUUUUAUUUCAUUUGUCUGUAAUAAAAAUGUUAAAAGUGGAAA
This is a messenger RNA of Conger conger (European conger), 3483 nucleotides long. It is a transcript of the gene tox2, whose product is annotated as TOX high mobility group box family member 2. The coding region runs from base 250 to 1860 and encodes 536 amino acids. The transcript is spliced from 10 exons. Lineage: Eukaryota; Metazoa; Chordata; Actinopteri; Anguilliformes; Congridae. Gene Ontology annotation, cellular component: nucleus. Gene Ontology annotation, biological process: regulation of transcription by RNA polymerase II. The record is from RefSeq and is a predicted model, not a curated record. Gene Ontology annotation, molecular function: chromatin DNA binding.